GCAGCCGGUACCUUUUGCCCAGCUCUCCAGCCUACUGGACCAGAGGACAACUCGUCAUGAAGCUGCUGCCCCAUAUUCUGCUGAUGUGCCUGGCUCUUGCUCUGGCAUGGGCCCAGGGUAAACACCAAAACCAACCCGGACACCAAAACCAACCCGGACACCAGCACCAACCCGGACACCAGCACCAACCCGGACACCAAAACGAUCACCAGCACCAUGCAGCCGUCCUCGACCGCUGCAAGGGCCUUGAAAUGGACGCAGUCGCAGAAAACGAGGAGAGGAUUCCUUACUUUUUCAAAGGUGACCACUUGUUCAAGGGCUUCCAUGGGAAGGCCGAGCUGUCAAACAAGUCUUUUGCAGAGUUGGACGACCACCACCAUCUGGGCCACGUAGACGCUGCCUUCCGCAUGCACUUUGAGGACGAUCCUGCACACCACAACCACAUGUUCUUCUUCCUGGACAACAAGGUGUUCAGGUACUUCCAGCACAAGCUGGUGGUCGGCUUCCCCAAGGACAUCUCCGAGGUCUUCCCUGGAAUCCCAGACCACCUGGACGCGGCCGUGGAGUGCCCCAAGUCAGAGUGUGGCACAGACUCUGUGAUCUUCUUCAAGGGCAAAGACAUCUUCCACUACAACUUGAAAACCAAGGCCGUGGAGAAGAAAGCGUUUGCGUCCAUGCCCAACUGCACGUCGGCCUUCCGCUUCACGGAGCACUACUACUGCUUCCACGGACACCAGUUCUCCAAGUUCGACCCGAAGACCGGCGAGGUGCACGGGAGGUACCCCAAAGAGGCCCGCGACUACUUCAUGAGGUGCUCCAAGUUCAGGGAAGGCGGCGACCACCUGGAGAGAGAGCGCUGCAGCCGCGUUCACCUGGACGCCAUCACUUCCGAUGAUGCCGGAGACAUUUACGCAUUCAGAGGCCACCAUUUUAUCCGUAAAGAUGACAACGACACGCUGACCUCAAACACCAUCGAGAACACCUUCAGGGAGCUGCACAGCGAGGUCGACGCCGCUUUCUCCUACCAGGACCAUCUCCACAUGAUCAAGGACAACCAGCUGUUCGUUUACAAAGCCAGUGAGCCACCCACCCACGUGGCCGGUUACCCCAAGCCUCUGAAACAGGAGCUGGGCAUCGACGGCCCCAUCGACGCCGCCUUCGUCUGCCAAGACCAUCACAUUCUUCACGUCAUCAAAGGUAGGGACAUGUACGACGUGGACUUGAGGGCCACCCCGCGCGUCCCCACCAACAAGCGCCCCAUCUCCAUCCUGAAGAAGGUGGACGCCGCCAUGUGCGGUCCCGACGGAGUCAAGGUGAUCCGGGGAAGCCACUUCUACCACUUCGAGAGCGUCAUGCAGUUCGUCGCCGCCAGGGCUCUGCCCGAGCAGCACCGAGUGUCUCUGGAGCUGUUCGGCUGCGACCACUGAGCCGCUUUCUGGGAAAGGACUGAGCGGAUGCCGCGGAACAUGGAAAGAAACCAAAAAAAAAAAAAAAAACAUACAGGCACUUACAACAUCCAGGAGACGCGGCUCCUCACAGACCACACGGUCUUUGCAUGCAACUUCUGUGUUUUACCUCAAAAAUAAACCUCGACGUUUCUUAA
This is a messenger RNA of Xiphophorus maculatus (southern platyfish), 1603 nucleotides long. RefSeq names its product hemopexin (gene hpxa). NCBI's taxonomy places the organism in Eukaryota, Metazoa, Chordata, Actinopteri, Cyprinodontiformes, Poeciliidae. The transcript has 10 exons. The record is from RefSeq and is a predicted model, not a curated record. Gene Ontology annotation, molecular function: heme transmembrane transporter activity. Gene Ontology annotation, biological process: heme transport; intracellular iron ion homeostasis. The coding region runs from base 57 to 1427 and encodes 456 amino acids.